UUCCCCUCCCUCUACAUUUCCGCGUACUUUUGUUUUGUUUUUGUGGAAUGUUUCUUUUUCUUUUCCUUCCCGGCCAACCUUUGCCCCUAUGCCCUGUGGAGGCGCCAGCGAUCCGCCGGCGAGCUCGUCAGGCGGCCGAUUCCCGGCGCGAUCGGCGUCGAUCCUGUUCUGCAUGUUCUUUUGGGAGGGGGGAUUGGCCCCUGCCCCCCGGGCCGCUCGCCAGCUAGGGCUUGUCCUCGAAAUCGCGCCUAUUCUUGCCGGCGUUUGCGUGUUGCCGCCCGGUUCGGUCGCGGAUUUUAGGCCGUACGAAUCCCCAUGGUUGCGAUUCCUGCAAUGUGCGCGUAGAAUUUCACCGCCUGGUCGCAAACUAUGCUUGUCCGUGCCUUUGUGCCUGGUCUGUCACUGUAGUGCUGCCACCUUGAUGAAAUCAACGGGCAAGAAACCAGAAAGGUUGCUCUUUUCUCGGUGCUCUGUUCGUGUGCGUGUAGUUAUUAUUGCCGCAUUGUGUCUUCUCUGCUUUUGGUAGUCGUCAUUCGUGCAUUUACUUGCCAGGAUUCAGAAAUGCAUAUAUGAUUUCUACUGUCCAUAUCCCAGUGGGUUGCUCACCGGGUUUAUUUGCUGCGUUAGAAGUCGCGUCGGCAGAAUUUGGUUGACAGUUGAAUGGAUUUUGGAGUUAACCCAGAAUAUGAUUCAUGUUUUAUGUCAGCUUACUGCAAUCAUAUGAUUAUUAUUGAUUUUCAUCAGCAUUUGUGGAGAAAGGCUAUCCUUUCCUUCUGAGUUAGUGUAAAUUGCUCGGCAAGGACAUGAUCUCAUUGACUACAUCCAGAUGUAUUUCUGAUCCAGAUAAAUGCCGUUUGCUGAGUGUCGAUGCAAAGAGAGAACUUGUCCUUCAAUUAUCGAAGUGUCCGCAUAUUGCACUUGGAUUGCUACAUAACUGGACAAGCCAUGAUGUCAAGCAGAUUCUCUUCUCUGUGUUCUGUAGAGAGAGAAAAUAUGACGGGGUAUCAAAGAAAAUAAUGCUAAAGUAUCUCUUCCAAGCUGUGAAUGGGGAGCCAUCUGGCCAUGGGAAACGUGUAUCCAAGUCAGACCCUGAGCAAAACUCAAGCACUCUCCAGUUCCCUCACAAAAAGCAGAGAAAGAAUGAUGCUACACUGCUUCCAGUUAUUGCCAGCACUCCAGUAACAGCUGGUGUGACUGCACCAACAAACAGUGCAUGCCGCAAUUUAGCUUGCAGGGCUAGUCUUAAUCCAGCAGAUAAAUUUUGCAGACGUUGCUCAUGCUGUAUCUGUUUUAAGUAUGAUGACAAUAAGGAUCCUAGCCUCUGGCUGUCCUGCAAUUCAGAUCAGCCCUUGCAGGGAGAGUCAUGUGGUUUGUCAUGCCAUUUGGAAUGUGCAUUCGGGGAUGAAAGAUCCGGAAUUGUGCAGAGUGGAUCGUCAAAGAAACUUGAUGGGGCUUAUUACUGCGUCCACUGCGGGAGACAAAAUGAUUUACUUGGGUGCUGGAAGAAACAACUAUUGAUAGCAAAAGAUGCUCGGAGGUCUGAUGUGUUGUGCCAUCGUAUAUUUCUUAGUCAUAAGCUCCUCAUAUCCAGUAAGAAGUACUUGGUCCUCCAUGAGUUUGUGGAUACAGCAUUGAAGAAACUGGAGGGUGAGCUUGGUCCGAUUAGUGGCCUCGAAGAUAAGGGUCAGGGAAUUGUUGGUCGUCUUGUUGUAGGUGCUGAAGUGCAGAAGCUUUGCAACUGCGCAAUGGAGACUCUGGAAUCUAUGCUAUCUGGUGCAUUAACAACUGAGUCGCAAAGCCAGAGUUCUUGUGUGGUACCAUCAAAGUUCAUAAAGCUUGAGGAUAUAUCCCAUGAAUCUGUCACUGUAGUUUUUGACCUGAACGCAUGCCCCAUGCUAUCUCAAGGUUUAACUGGCUUUAACCUGUGGCACAGAGAGGCCAGCAAAGAACAUUAUUCCUCAAUCCCAACAGGCAUAGUACCGGUGCCAUCGACAAUGUUAGUGGUCAGAGGACUUGCGCCACGUACGUCCUAUGUCAUCAAGGUUGUUGCAUUCACCAACUCAAAGGAGAUUGGGUCGUGGGAAGUCAGGACAAAUACCAUUAACUGCCCCAAGGAAAUGGAUGCAAAAGAUUCAGUGCCAAUUUAUGCUAGAAAAGACCUAAUAAAUAACACAAGCACGAAGACAAAUAGCAGUGGUCUGUCGAAUCCUUCUUCUGAAGACGUGGAAUCGAACAAUGACAAUACAACUUCUGCCAAUCUCAGCAGGUCUCCAGAAAGCGACGUUGAAUACUGGACAAGUCUUGAAAAGGCACCUCAUCGCUGCAAUGAAACCGACGGUGAUUCACGAGAUCUUAAAACAGGUGUUGCUGGGGUAACUAAAGUUGAUGUGCUGGAGGAAGCUCCUAGGGGAUCAGCAUCAGCUCUAGACGACAACGAAGAAGAACCUGGUUCAGCUGCUGAAGCAGCUUUGCCAAAGAGGCCGUCAGAGUUAAUGGGGUAUAGCCGGGAAGUUUUGAAGCAAAACCUGGCGACGAUCUGCUCAGAGAUUGCAUCACAUGAGCACACUGGAAACGAGUCGGUCUCUCCGCCCGAAUACCGCGGCUCACCGCCACGCGUCACACAGGAAGGGACUGAGAACUGCAGGGGGUUUUCUGCAAGGUGCAUUGAAGCAAAGUCUGAUGACCAUAUUCUUCAAGAUGACGGUUGGAAGGCUGAAACAGACCCCAGGAGUCUGUCAUGCAAAGGAACCCCUGGGAAGUGUGAGAACAGUGGACACAGUGAUGUACCAUCAGAGCCUCACACAUCUGCUCAAGCACCUGCUCUUUGGAAGCCCUCGAACCUGCCGCAGCGUAACAAGCCGGACAACGCAGCAGGUUCACCGGUUCCUGUAACAGGGAGUGGGAGCAAACCAAACAAAGAUGGCCGUGUUCCUCAGCCUUGCCCUCUGAAACCUGGACCAGAACCAGGAAAACCCAAGGAUGCAGAGUGCACUGAUGUAGACGCCUAUGUGUACUGUGUCAAGGUGAUCAGGUGGCUGGAAUGCGAGGGCUACGUCGAGGCCAGCUUCAGGGUGAAGUUCCUGACAUGGCUGAGCCUGCGGGCUACCCGGCAGGAGAAGAGGGUGGUCAGCGUGUUUGUGGACACUUUCAUCGAUGAUCCUGCGAGCCUCGCCGGCCAGCUAAUCGACACCUUCUCCGAGAUGAUCUACGGCAAGAGGCCGCCUAUGGCGCCAUAGAUUCCCUGCGUGGAACUUCAGCGCUGUUGGGAACAGCGGAUAUCUUUUUUUGUGAACGGAAAGAUAAGGGGAGUUUCUUCUUCUUUGGGGGAGAAAAGAAGAUAAGGGUAGUUGCCAUCAUCUGCUGUUAGAUAACUAGCUAACCAUUGCACCAAUUUCUUAUUUUGGAACAUUAUGCACUGUAUGACCGACCGUUAUGUUUUGUUAACUGCCCCCUCCCCCUCCACUGGAAGUUAAACGCCUUAUUAAACAGCAUGAAGCAUCGGGAAAUUUGCAACCCGGAAUUGUGCUUAUUCUGAAA
This is a messenger RNA of Hordeum vulgare subsp. vulgare (domesticated barley), 3537 nucleotides long. RefSeq names its product VIN3-like protein 2. The transcript is spliced from 4 exons. Lineage: Eukaryota; Viridiplantae; Streptophyta; Magnoliopsida; Poales; Poaceae. Gene Ontology annotation, molecular function: protein binding. Bases 804 to 3236 code for a protein of 810 amino acids. Gene Ontology annotation, biological process: epigenetic regulation of gene expression; vernalization response. The record is from RefSeq and is a predicted model, not a curated record.